GAUAGCGCAGUGGGCAUGUACUGUGAUUGUGCCAUGUAUCGAAGUGUUGUGCUUUCGCUGUGUUUUGCCGCCAUCGUUCUCCUUUGCUGUGUCAAACAGUUUUCGGUGGACGCAACAGAAGUUGACAGUAACAUGCGUUCGCUGUCUCUUCUUCGCAUUUCGAGGAUAUCGCGCGGACGCAUAACGAGGCAAGUUAAGGAGGAUUUCUCUCCUGAGGAAACGCCGCAAGAGAGUCGUCGCUACGGUGCAAAUGUCAUUCCGGAAGACCUUACCCGUGAGAAUGACACCAGUGAGGAUUUCACAGAACCAACAACGUCACCUGUUACAGGUGACAUCGCUUCCUCAACAGCUGAAACAAGUUCACAUCAGGCAGACCCGGCAUCACCUACACAGCCAACCCUACAGGUGAUGUCAACAACAGAAGGAAAACCACAAAUUGAUCCCGCUGAACGACAAACAUCAACACUACCAAAUGAAGAAGGUUUUUCAACGUCCGAAAACAUGCACGAUGAAGAUUUCACAGAAUCAGCAACGUCACCUCUUGCAGGUGACAUCGCUUCCUCAACAACAGAAACACGUUCGCAUCAGGACCCGGCAGCACCUACUCAACGAACCGUACAGAUGAUGUCAACAACAGAAGGAAAACCACAAGUUGACCUUUGUAAAGAAUUCAGCAGAUUUGCGUGUGGCCCGACAGUUCAAUGUGCCACAGACAGCGACGUGAAGGCAGUGUUCUGCAUCUGUGAGAAGGAUGAAAUUUUCGACGCUGACAGUGGAAAAUGCCUUCACAAGGAUUCUUGCAAAAUAUCUCCCUGCCCAGUGGGAGACUGUGAUGACGAUCACGGCAAAACUGCACGUUCAUGCGACUGUUCCGACGCAAAAUACAUGGACCUCAAUCCGGAUUGUUCAGUGCAUGAGGACGUUUUAGAAUACUGUGAAGAGAUUGGAGCGAAGCCUGUUGUUAAGGGAACAUCGGGUUAUUGCGCCUGUGGAGAAUACCAAAGCCUUUCACAAUUCUGCACAUACAAGUACUGCUCAAAUUUCAAGUACUCCUGCAAAGAUAUAUGCGAGGGAGGGGUACUGGGAAAAGACGACCGUUGCUGUCAAGGAUGGAAUAGCAAGAACUGUUCAGUGGAACCUGAUGAAACGUACUGCAAGCCAGGAUACCUGCUCGAUAACCACACGGGUUCUUGCAUUGAUGCAUGCACCUGGAACAAAGCAACCGACGUUUGCGACAACGGCUGUUCCACUGAUGACCUCUCAGACAUUCCUUUUUCGUGCAAAUGCGGAAGCGGCGAAUCUCUUCAAGUCGACGGAAUCACUUGCAAACCGAGAUCGGAGUGCACAUCAAAGCAAACGGAUGACUGCAUGGAACGUGGAGGCCAACUCUGUGAGAUAGAAGGAACGAAACCAAAGUGCAGAUGCGUCGACGACCACAUCCUCAUCAGUGGCAAAUGUGUUGGACACUGCACACCUGCGAUGGAACAGAAGUGCACUGCACCGUUUGCAACUUGUAACAUCGUUAAGAAUCAAGAAGCAUGCAUUUGCCUUCAUCCUUUGGUGUGGAACGAUCAUGAGAGCCAGUGCGAACUACUCACAAUUCGAUAUAUUGCAACAUUUCAAGUGGCUACGUCACAGCUCACAACUUAUUCCACCUUGAGCUGCGAUCACGAAGAGGACAUUGAAAAGGCUAUGUUCAUGCUGUAUGGUAGUCGUCACUUGCUGGCUUCUAAAGCGAUCAGCUGCACAGACACGUAUGAGGUGCAGCUAACAUUCAGGAGGCCUGUAGGAGAUCCAGUUGUGAGAAGAAUACUCCUCUGUCAGUACCAAGAAAAGGACGCAUGCUUCUUCCCGCCGGGCCUUAGGAUACAACGUGGAUCUGCCACUGUGCACCUGGACGACAUGUGUGAAACAUCCCUCAAGGGAUUCGCAUUCAACUUCCCAAACCACUACAGCUGCGCUAGGAGGGAAGAUGGCUCUUACGCCCUGAAAUGUACGGAUCCAUACAGGACAGUAACGAAGGCGCCGCUCAAGAACCUUCACGUCGAUCUUUGUGUUGGAAAGCCGUGCAACGACACGUGUACGGGGAGUGGAAAGGAAUGCUUCAACGAGCAAUGUGUCUGCAAGUUUGGCCACAUCCCAAAGGACGAUGGCAGCUGCGUCGAAGCUUGCGACCCGACUCCUUGUGAAAACGGAGGUGUAUGCACUGUCAAGGACCGGUCCACGUACGUUUGCUCAUGCGCACCUGAAUAUUUUGGACCGCAUUGUGAGCACGAAAAUGAAGAGCUACACGCUUCAAGGAAGCAAGUGGUCAUCAUAAGCUCAGUGUUGGGUUCACUGCUCGUGUGUUUCGUCUUCAUCACCGUCGCGCUGGUCCUGUGUCGAAUACGGAAAUCGAGGGCAGCCAGGAGUGAGCUCCGGAACCAGUCCAAGCUUCAACAGUGUUACGACGGAAUUCAAAGAGAAAGUGCGGUGCCUCAAGAGGAGUAUACAGCUAUGUAGUUGUAGAAAGGGCGGUGCGUCCACGACGGAUCAUCCUCAUAGCAUCUAUAACUGUGGCAUUAUAAUAUAACUGCGGUUACAUGAACACGACAGAAGCGUGUCGUAUCGAGUUAUCGCACCUCCUCGCACCUAUCCCGACUGGUAGAUUGGUUCACGUGACCCCAUCGGAGAGGAUUUGUUGCGAUAAGUCAAUACGAUACACUUUUGUCGCGUUCUUGUAAAUGGAGCCUAUGACAUCUGAAAACCAUUUUUGCUACCAGCAGUCUCGACAAAAGUGAGGCAGUUAGUGAAGGGAUUUUCGUGUUAGCAUGCAACAAUUUACUGUAACUAUAUCCACAUAAACGAUGUGAGACUGCA
Messenger RNA from Ornithodoros turicata, 2859 nucleotides. RefSeq names its product glycoprotein antigen BM86-like. Bases 16 to 2502 code for a protein of 828 amino acids. NCBI's taxonomy places the organism in Eukaryota, Metazoa, Arthropoda, Arachnida, Ixodida, Argasidae. The record is from RefSeq and is a predicted model, not a curated record. The transcript has 24 exons.